UCGGCGGGAACGGCGGCGUUUUCCAAGCUAUGGCAGCCGAAGUGAUCGCCCGAGCGGCGGCUGCAGCUGAGGCUCUGGCUUCAGCUGCCGCCGCGUUAGAGGCUCCCGGCGUUCAGGAGGACGUCUCACCUGCUCUGCUGGCAGAGUUCUUGAAGGACUCGAGGAAGAAGGAGAAGCUGCUGUGGGGCCAGCUGCAGGUGGUGGAUGCCCUCCAGAGCUUCCUGGAGCACAUGGACGGGGCUGGGAACCCCGAAGAGGCGAUCCGGGCAGAAGUCAGCGCAGCCCAGCAACUGUGGAAAGACCUGAAGGCCGAGUACCUAAAGCAGACGGAGGCCGUGGAGGCCGCCCUGCUGCGGGCCCUCAUGCAACUGGAGUCUGGCCAGAGGAAGCAGCUUUUAUUGAGAAGCACUCUGCAGCAGAUCCAGACCAAAGGGCAGGCCCUGGAGGAGCGGAGGAGUGUGGCCCAAGCCUGGCGAAGGCAAGAGCAGGUGAGAGCAGGCUGGUCAAGGAAGGGGGGUUGGGGCGCCUGGGAGGGAACUGGGAGCAUGGCCUUGACUCUGUCCUCACAGGAAAAGCGCAGGCGAGAGUUAGUGGCUAGAGCCCAGGCCCAGAGAGAACGCCUGGAGAACAGUGGCCAGCAGCAGGAGCAGGUGCUGAUGCUCCAGGGUCAAGAGACACAGCAUGCCCAGAGGCUUGAUGCCUUCCUAGGACUAAUGGAGAUGCUGCAUGGUGCUGGGGGAAGUGCAGAAAACUGAGAUCAAGCUCUCCGGUCUGAGACCUCCCCCCACCCCCCAGUAAAGGCCACAGCUCUUUGAUCUUCCCCCACUGUGAAUGAAGGCUGCAGAGAUCCCAAAUCUGUCUGACUCUACCUUAAACAAAGAAGGCUGCCAGUAAUCACCAGGGGAUCCCAGUCCUGCCCUAAGGCCCUCCCCCUGGCUCCCAGACAAACUUCUUCCACUUUCUCUGCUGUCCUUUCCUUCUCCAGGAAGUCUACCUUGUUUCCUCUCAGCCCCACAGCCACAGCCCCUGGACCACACUCCAGAAGGGGCAGCUUUGGGAAGCCCACCUUCUGGGCCCUGA
Molecule: messenger RNA, 1080 nt
Organism: Gracilinanus agilis (Agile Gracile Mouse Opossum)
Lineage: Eukaryota; Metazoa; Chordata; Mammalia; Didelphimorphia; Didelphidae
Gene: ZWINT
Product: ZW10 interacting kinetochore protein
Exons: 5
Coding region: 30-755 (241 amino acids)
Biological process (GO): establishment of localization in cell; mitotic sister chromatid segregation; mitotic cell cycle checkpoint signaling
Cellular component (GO): dendrite; nuclear body; cytosol
Source: RefSeq, a predicted model, not a curated record